Molecule: messenger RNA, 965 nt
Organism: Trametes versicolor FP-101664 SS1
Lineage: Eukaryota; Fungi; Basidiomycota; Agaricomycetes; Polyporales; Polyporaceae
Exons: 1
Coding region: 489-872 (127 amino acids)
Source: RefSeq, a predicted model, not a curated record
GGGAAAUCCUCGAGUCAGAAGCGCUCCGAUGGGUCCGGGGCCGGUGUUAUCGAGCUGUCUCACCCGAAUCUGGUGUUGGUGCGCCUGGAACGUACAUAGAUCAGCGUGUGCUGUACCCCACAAUAUCACCCGUCCAGACCACGUCCCACGAUGAGUGAUCGGGAGUUGAUGGUGCUGACUCCUGCGGCUGCGGGGACCGAGUCGUGCAUCAUCAUCCUCGGACGCGGCGGUGCAUGGCGUGCCUAUGGCCUGGUUGCGCGGGUCGGAGGCGUGGUCGUAGGGCAUUUGUUCGAGUCACAGAUGAGACGAAGGUUUGUUCACGCAGGCUGUGCACCUGAUGUAGGUCUUUGUGCGCGCAGAGUCCUGAUCGCAUAAAGGCUGCAGGGGCGAAUGGGCACGACCUCAUAUUCGAGCCCAGUCGCCCCGCAGCCAUUGCCACACUACCACACACUCAGCUGCAUACAUCACCCACCCUGCACACACCGACAAUGUCGAGCAGCUCAUCAUCCGGGUCUACCCUCAUCUCACCCUCUCUGGUCUCCGUGACCACGACGUCGAGCGCAUCCUCAUCCACGCCGCUUAGGAAGCCAUCAUCACCUCCCAAGGACUUCUCUGCCGCGUUUGGCCUCCUGUCAUCCCAGUAUGGCGUAGGCCUCGCGAAGUCACCACUGCCACCAGCUGCAGCACCACAAAAGGAGGGGAAGGAGAAGAGAAAGGAGAAGCGGUCGACGAGCGAGAAGGAGGAGGCGAGGACGUCAAGCGGAACGAAGGACUUUGAGGCAGCGCACGCGGCGUUGUCGUCGCGGUUUGGUUUUGGAGGGAGCUGGCCGAUACCGAAGAGGCAGACGAAGACGAAGGACGCGGGGAGAUGAGCAGGACGGGUCAGUUUCUCGGCUUCUGAUUGGGCAGGGACUACGUUAUCCUCUCGUGUAAUCGCCCAAAAAGGCUACCACAUUGCCGUUUCC